AUGCCCCGCCGCGCUCCCUCAACCAACACCCCCACUUCCGACACCACUACCACCACAGCGUCCCCAGCAAAGGUCCGGUGGCCAGCCACAUUCACAGAUGGCUUGCCACUUCCAAAAAUAGUCGUCUUCGACCUCGAUUACACUCUCUGGCCCUUUUGGGUAGACACGCAUGUUACCGCCCCGCUUAAGCCUACCGAAGGCGGCUUAAAGGCAAAGGACCGAUAUGGCGAGGGCUUCGGCUUCUACACUGACGUUGGGGGUAUCCUAGAAGCACUCAAAGCUAAGAAUAUCCUCAUCGGCGCUGCUUCUCGCACCUGCGCCCCGGAUCUCGGUCGCGAGAUGCUUAAGCUGCUCAAGAUACCCAGCCCUUCCGGCUCUUCAUCCCGCGCAAUCGACUACUUUGACCACCUGCAAAUAUACCCAGGCAACAAGACUACGCAUUUUGAGCGCAUACACCGGGACAGCGGUCUCGAGUAUGAAGACAUGCUCUUCUUUGACGACGAGGCUAGGAACAAAAAUGUAGAGGUCCUAGGCGUCACGAUGCAGCUUAUUAGGGAUGGUGUGACAAUAGAGGAGAUCGACAACGGAGUUCGGAGUUGGAGGAAGAGGAAUGGCAAGACAAAGCCAUUGGGGCAAUGA
This is a messenger RNA of Bipolaris zeicola 26-R-13, 639 nucleotides long. RefSeq lists its product as uncharacterized. The record is from RefSeq and is a predicted model, not a curated record. The transcript is spliced from 2 exons. Bases 1 to 639 code for a protein of 212 amino acids. Lineage: Eukaryota; Fungi; Ascomycota; Dothideomycetes; Pleosporales; Pleosporaceae. Gene Ontology annotation, molecular function: acid phosphatase activity.